Molecule: messenger RNA, 324 nt
Organism: Orbilia oligospora ATCC 24927
Lineage: Eukaryota; Fungi; Ascomycota; Orbiliomycetes; Orbiliales; Orbiliaceae
Exons: 1
Coding region: 1-324 (107 amino acids)
Source: RefSeq, a predicted model, not a curated record
AUGCAGCUUAAAUCCCUCCUCGCCGUCGUUGCGGUCGCAGCACUCAGCGGAGAGGCCGAGGCGUGGCUCAGAUUCAGGCCUCUCGGCGGAGUUCUCGCUGGACUUCCAAGAUCUAAUCAAGACGGUUAUACCACUCUCGCCUAUUUCCCAGUUAUCAUCCGCCAACCAACUGCCGUCCCACCACCACCCGGCCCAAACCUGCAAACCGCUAUGCAGAAUGGAGAUGCUACGUGUCGGGCAAACGCCGGUGUCGGCAGCCGCGCUUGCAUUGACAAUGCCGGUACUCUAAUGGCUUGUAUCCCAUUCCGGCCAGGCUGCCCGUAG